Molecule: messenger RNA, 585 nt
Organism: Impatiens glandulifera
Lineage: Eukaryota; Viridiplantae; Streptophyta; Magnoliopsida; Ericales; Balsaminaceae
Exons: 1
Coding region: 1-585 (194 amino acids)
Source: RefSeq, a predicted model, not a curated record
AUGAAAUCCCAUUCCCAUGGCGGCAGAUCUUCAACCGGAAGUCCAAAUUUACCAUCAUGUAUACUCGCAACACUUUUCCUUCUCCUCAUUAUCACCGCAGCAAUAACCGUCUUCUUCAUCUUCUUCAAUCCAAAACAACCAAAGAUCGCCGUCGUAUCCAUCAAAUUCCCUUCCUUUUCAAUCUCAAACGGAACAGUCAACUUCACAUUCUUACAAAACGUCUCAGUCACGAACCCUAACCGCGACGAUUUCACUCAUUACGACAGUUCAUUACAGCUCGUCUAUUCCGGUAAUCCGGUCGGUAUCGUGUUCAUUCCGGCCGGUGAGAUUGGCGGUGGACGGACGCAACAUAUGACGGCUAAAUUCGAUUUGGAAUCGUAUCCAAUGGCGGUUAGGGAGGUGAGUUAUUAUGAUGAUGAGAAUUUGAAUGGGAAUGGGAAUGGGAUGGUGAUUGAAAGUAGGAUGAAGAUGAUUGGUAGGGUUAGGGUUUUGAAGAUAUUUACACAUAGAGUUGAGAGUAAAUCUGUUUGUAGAGUUGAUGUUGAUGUGAUUAAGGGAUCUGUUUUGAGUGUGCAUUGUUCAUGA